Messenger RNA from Cladophialophora psammophila CBS 110553, 3501 nucleotides. RefSeq lists its product as uncharacterized. Gene Ontology annotation, biological process: cholesterol biosynthetic process. The transcript has a single exon. The coding region runs from base 1 to 3501 and encodes 1166 amino acids. Gene Ontology annotation, cellular component: cytoplasm. Gene Ontology annotation, molecular function: FAD binding; phosphomevalonate kinase activity. Lineage: Eukaryota; Fungi; Ascomycota; Eurotiomycetes; Chaetothyriales; Herpotrichiellaceae. The record is from RefSeq and is a predicted model, not a curated record.
AUGGCCACCCUCGACUCCCUCAAGUUGGCCCUGAGGCAGAAAGCCAGGGCUAUUGCUACGGCGUCGUACCCGAAGCAACCGUUGUCCGACACACAGUACAGCGCUGGCUUCGAUAUCUUGAUGCAGGGCUUGGGGUGGAGGACAUACCGAGACUUUAUCGUCCCUCAACUGUCCCAGCUGCUGGCCCCUCUCUUCAACUCACCUGCCCAGAUAUCGGUGUUAGAGAUCGGCCCCGGCCCGAAGAGCGUGUUAGGAUAUCUGCCCCGCAGUCUGAGACAGAAGGUCAGGAGGUACACUGCAUUCGAGCCUAACGGCGUGUUUGCUACAAGUGUGGAAGAAUGGCUUUGGUCUAUGUCAGAGAUGGAGUCCCCGUUGCCCUGUCUGGAGAGCGCGCCCGACAUUCGCCGAAUCCCAUUCGCUCUCGAGAAUGACAUAGCGAGUGGUACCGGUACGGGUACAAGUGACGACGGUCAAAAAUACGACCUCAUCCUAUUCUGCCACAGCAUGUAUGGCAUGAGGCCUAAACACAAGUUCAUCAAACGGGCGCUUGAAAUGCUGGUUGAGCGGCCACAAGGCGGAAUGGUGGUGGUGUUCCAUCGCGACGGGGCCUUGGACCUCAAUGGCUUGGUGUGCUAUCGGAUGGCUUCUUUCCCUAUGGGAGUCGUACGCGUGGCGGAUGACAACGAGGUAUUGGACUGUUUUGCUUCUUUCAUCGCCGGGUUUGACAUACAGGAUGCGAAUGUGGACAAGGCUAUCCGAGCUGGGUGGCGAGAGGUGUGCCGCGUCUUGGGCCGCCGCGAGGAAGCCCACCCAGACCAUCUCUUGUUCGGCUCACCCGACCUCAUGGUGGCCUUUACCCAACAUGCGACCGCCUUGCCGGAGCUGACAGCGCAGGUGCCAUCGGUGAAGGGGGGCAAAAUAGUCAAAAAUUGGGAGGCUCGCCUCCACCGCCCCGCCUCGAUCGUUAGGCCGGCAGAGGUCCAACACCUCCAGGAGUGUGUUCGAUGGGCUCUCAAGCACGGUGUCGGUCUGACCGUUAUCGGCGGAGGUCACAGCAGCCACUGUCGCUGGCCCACCGUUGUCUCGGUCGACAUGGGCGCCUUUGACAAAGUACAUAUUCUCCCAUCAGGAGAGAAUGGAAGGGAUUCUGGUUCCGGUUCCAGCUGCUUGGUCGUGGCCGAAGCUGGCUGCAAGACGGGGGAUAUCAUCCGCAAGAGCAUGGCGGCAGGCGUGACAGUGCCCCUAGGGGCCCGACCAAGCGUAGGCGCAGGGCUGUGGCUACAAGGUGGCAUCGGGCAUCUGGCUAGGUUGCACGGGCUCGCGUGUGACGCCAUUGUCGGUGCCGUUGUGGUCAGCGUCGAAUCUAGCCAAGUUCUCUGCGUUGGCCGUGUACCAAGCCAACACCAGCCAGCUGGUGCCGCUUGCCCGGAAAAUGAAGCCGAUCUGUUAUGGGCGAUAAAAGGUGCUGGGACCAACGUUGGCAUCGUGGUCAGCGUGACUUUCAAGACGUACGAGGCUCCCACCUACAUAACUCGAAACUGGUUUGUCCAGCUAAGCGACAACCUCGACGCGCGGCGCAAGCUCAGCGAUUUUGAUAAACUCAUCGCUCAUAACCUCCCCCGGUACUGUUCGGCAGAUGCAUAUCUCUACUGGGACGCUGGCCAGCUGCAUCUUGGCGUGACUAUGUUCGAAGCUUCCGCGACUCCGCUCACUUCUGCAACACGCACGCCUGCACCCGUAGAAACUAUUUGGGGGCCGGAAGACGAUUUCAAAGCCGUGGACGGCAUCGGUUUGUUCGAGACCGAGAUGUAUAUGUCUAGGAUGCAUGGUGGGCACAGCGGCGGCAAGACCUCCUCGUUCAAGCGAUGUUUAUUCUUAAAAUGCAUCGGAGCAGAGAGCGUCGCCGACCACUUGGUGGCCGCCGUCAAGACUCGUCCUUCGCCACUCUGCUAUCUGCAUCUACUUCAGGGCGGUGGAGCGGUCAACGACGUUGCAGCCGAUGCUACUGCUUUCGGCUGUCGAGACUGGGACUUUGCCUGCGUGAUAACCGGUGUCUGGACCCGCGACCAAGACGGCACCGAAGCCGCACAAUCUGCCGUGCGUUGGGUUUACAACGUCGCCGCCAACUUGUUGCCCUUGAGUAGUGGAACUUAUGGCGCCGACCUUGGGCCAGACCCCAGAGACUCCGCGCUGGCCGCGAAGGCUUUUGGACCAAAUCGGUCGCGCCUAGCCCGUCUCAAACAGAGCUUGGACCCGCAUAAUGUGCUGGCGUACGCCUGUCCGCUCCCAAAAGCGCCAAUGGACCAGAAGCUCAUCAUUCUUGUCACGGGCGAAAGCUGCGCCGGCAAGGACUACUGUGCCGACAUCUGGGUUUCUGUGUUUAUGACAUGCGCCCACAAAAGCCUCACGGCGCGUGCAGUCAGCAUUAGCGAUACCAUCAAGCGAGAAUACGCAGCGGCUACCGGUGCCGACCUGAGCCGCCUGCUUUGGGACCGUGCCUACAAGGAGCAACACCGGCCAGGAUUAACGACAUUUUUCCAGGAACAGGCGCGGCAACACCCUCGGCUGCCAGAGAAACAUUUUCUGGAUGUGGUGCAGGGCGCUGCAGAUUUGGACGUGCUGCUAAUCACCGGAAUGAGAGACGAGGCGCCGGUCGCAGCCUUGUCGCAUUUGGUGCCAGACAGCAGGUUGGUCGAGGUUCGAGUCCAAGCUAGCGAACAGAAGCGGCUGGUUCGCCGGGGGUGUCACGUCAAUGAUGAUGAUACUGACAACAAGAAGAACAAUAGCGACAGCAACAAUACUAGGUCGGAUAUAACGGCGUUGGACUACCGGCCCAGUCUCAUCUUCAACAAUGAUACGAUAGGAAAGGAGGCGGCAAAGAGGUUUGCCGAGCAUUACCUGCUUCCCUUCGUCCACCAGGAUCUGCAGCGGCUGGCCAAUAUGGUGCGCCUGGUACCCGACUUCCCACGCCCGGGCAUCGAGUUCCGUGACGUGCUAGGCAUCUCCCAGCAGCUCGGUGGGCUGGCGCUGUGCACGUCUCUGUUGCAAACCCACUUCAUCGGUGACUGGGCUAAUGUCGACAGGGUGGUGUGUUGCGAGGCCGGCGGUUUUGUCUACGCGUCAGCGUUGGCCUCGCAAGUUGAUGUGCCCUUGGUGCUGAUUCGUGAAGCCGGUAAGCUCCCCCCACCCACCAUUUCCGCCAUCAAGUUCCCGUCGCAUAUCGCGCUGUCGGCAUCGAACGAUUCGAAACAGAAGCGGAUCGAGAUGGGCCGGGAUGUGGUCUCCAGGGGCGAGACAGUGGUGGUGGUGGACGAUGUGCUUUCUACUGGUGAGACGCUUUGUGCGGUAAUACAGCUGUUACAUGAAGCAGGCCUCGGCGCCGAGGAUAUCAGUGUCAUGGCGGUGGCAGAGUUCCCGCUUCACCGUGGCCGGGAACUGUUGCGCCAGCGUGGGUUUGGCGGAAUCAAUAUUCAAUGCCUCUUGGUCUUUGGCGGUGCUUAG